GUUAAGCCUUUAUUGCACUCACAUAUACCAGAUAUGCUAUACAUUUUGUAUACAAAACAAAAUCACAUGUGUUUUGUGAUUGAGUGUAAUAUUUAUCGCAAUUAAAACCAAAUUAAACCCAAAUUAUCAUAAAUAAUGACCGAAGAGGACGACGGAGGACAGAGUGCACCGAAGAGAGCGCGAAGUGAUGGCCAGAAGGCGAGGCGGAAGAAGUUCUUCGACGGCCAGAAGCGACAAAAGCGGCCAAAAGUUAUGCUAACUUUCGAUACGGACGACAGAAAAUCAUUUUUAACCGGUUUCCAGAAACGUAAAGCCGAGCGUAAACUGAAGGCCAAACACGUGUUGGACGAAGAGCUCCGGGAGGAGAGGUUGCGGGCGAAGCAGCGCCAGAAGGACCGGCUGUUGAAGCUGUACGACAGUCAACGCCCGACGGCCGACAUCGAGGCGAUGGCUCUCCCGGCGGAGGCCACCGAAACGUACGAACUGCCCAAACAGUUUGUCAGUAUCACCACAUUUGAUCCCAAAGACAUGUCCGGCAGUUUGGGUCUGAGUUUAGGCCAUAAUACCGAUAACAGUGGCGGCGAACAGUCGGCGGUCACCACCAGUGGUGGCCAUCAGUCGGACAACUCUGAGGACGACAGUAGCGAUAGUGAAGCGAAGAGUACCGCCCGCUCGGCCUCUGAGCUGAGGCAGCAGAUACUGGACGCCCGGAAGGCCAACAAAAUGGAGGCAUUGAAGAGUCUGAAGACGAAUAAGGCUUACCAGAGGAGGGAGAAGGAGAAGCACCGGAAGGACGUGUCGUCCGCCAAACAGAAGCGAAAAGAAAUGCGAAAAGAGAUGAAAAAUAUGAAACAAAAGACACUUUUGAAGAGACAAAUGAAGAACAAGAAGAUUAAUAAGAGUCGAGAAAGACGGAGACGAAGACCCAAACCCAAGAAGAAUAAGUGA
Molecule: messenger RNA, 948 nt
Organism: Medioppia subpectinata
Lineage: Eukaryota; Metazoa; Arthropoda; Arachnida; Sarcoptiformes; Oppiidae
Source: the annotation of a GenBank genome assembly